Gasterosteus aculeatus aculeatus (three-spined stickleback) is the source of this 3866-nucleotide messenger RNA. The record is from RefSeq and is a predicted model, not a curated record. NCBI's taxonomy places the organism in Eukaryota, Metazoa, Chordata, Actinopteri, Perciformes, Gasterosteidae.
GCUGCGCCGUUUGUUCCCACUGGCGCAGAAGAAGCGAUCGGACACGUUCGUCUUUGGUCUUGUCUCUCCGUGUCUCCGAGUCUCUGCUCAUCCGAUGGGUCCGUGCGCGCUGCUGCUGUGCUCGGUGUUCGGACUUCUCCUGGGACAAGGUGCCGGGCAGAUCUCCACAGAGGACUGCUGUAAAGAUGGCCGAAAGCGGGGCAAUGACAACCAAGACUGUGCGUCCCUCCCUCUCAUCUCGGAGUCAAUCACGUGCAGGAUCGUGCAGGAGCAGUGCUGUGUAACAGUGCUCCAGGAUAACAUGUGCAACACUGGUAUCAACGUGGCCAAAGACCAAGGAGCCUGCGAUGCGUUGUUCACCAACACCUGCGAGACCAAGACAACAAAGAUGUGCUGCGACUGUUGUCUUUUGGGGAUGGCGACCCAGGCCAAGAAUCUACCCUGUGACCACGACCUGUCUGUGGGCUACCAGUGUAGCCUGGUAUCCCGCGCCUGCUGCUCAGAUGGAGCCCCAGAAGAACCGACCACAGACGCUCCAAAAACUGAAUUAGCAAACGAUGAAAACACCAGUAAUGGAGAUUCACAAUUAAGGGACCAGUGCAAAGGGAAAUGUGCUCAUGAAUGUGUGGGAAAUGGCACUUGUACCUGCUUCAAAGGCUACAAACUCAAGCCAGAUGCAAAGAGCUGUGAGGAUAUCAACGAGUGUUUGUUGGGAGCUAGCAACUGCCGCGGAGGAGAGCGUUGUAUCAACACACAGGGUUCUUUCCGCUGCCAGAGAGAGGUCAGCUGUGGUACCGGUUAUGAACUCACUGACGACAACAACUGCAAAGACAUCGAUGAGUGUGAGACUGACAUCCAUAACUGCGGCCCGGGGUUAGAGUGCCAAAACACCCAGGGGUCCUUCCGUUGCCCCCCCAAGGUGAAGUGUGGGUCCGGCUUCAUCCAGGACGCCCUCGGCAACUGCAUCGACAUCAAUGAAUGCAUAAGCCAGACGGGCCCCUGCCACCGCGGGCAGAUCUGCAUCAACACCGUCGGCUCCUACAGCUGCCAGAGGAACUCCGUCAACUGUGGUCGAGGAUACCACUUGAAUGAGGAAGGCACGCGAUGCGUCGAUAUCGACGAGUGUAAAGGCCCCGAAAAGGUCUGUGCAGGUCACGGUUGCAUCAACCUGAUAGGCUCGUACCGCUGCGAGUGUGAAGCCGGCUACGUCUUCAACAGCAUCACUCGUCUCUGUGAGGAUAUCAAUGAAUGCAGGCACUACCCCGGCCGCCUGUGUGCUCAUAAGUGCGACAACAUUCUGGGAUCCUACAAGUGUAGCUGCACCACCGGCUUCAAGUUAGCCGCUGACAACAGGAACUGUGACGAUUUGAAUGAGUGCGAGAGCAACCCGUGCAGUCAGGAGUGCGCCAACGUGUACGGCUCCUACCAGUGCUACUGUCGCCGUGGCUACCAGCUCAGUGAUAUGGAUGGCAUGACCUGUGAAGAUAUAGAUGAGUGUGCCUUGCCGACUGGGGGUCAUAUUUGCUCUUAUCGCUGUCUCAACACCCCGGGCAGCUUCCACUGCUCCUGUCCGGUCAGUGGCUACACCGUGGCACCCAAUGGGCGCAGCUGCCAGGAUGUUGAUGAAUGUGUUGCAGGAACACACACAUGCACGGUGAAUCAGAGCUGCUUUAACGUGCAGGGGGGAUUCAGAUGCUUGUCCUUCGAUUGUCCAAACAACUAUCGGCACGUUGGAGAGACUCGAUGUGAACGCUUGCUUUGCAAUGAUUCUGUCGAGUGCCUGGCCAUGCCCCUGAGAAUAACCUACUACCACCUCACCUUCCCCACCAACAUUCCCGUCUUCACCAACAUCUUCCGCAUGGGCCCCACUCACACCGUGGCCGGCGAUGACAUCCAGAUUGUUAUCACCAGCGGCAACGAGGGCGGGUUCUUCCUGACGGAGCAGGUGCCCACCGGCGGCGUGAUGUCGGUGGCGAAGCUCAUCAACAAGCCGCAGGACUUUGAGUUGUCUCUGGAGCUGAGGCUGCGUCGCUACGGCACGCUCAGCACAUACCUGGCUAAAGUGCUGGUGUUUGUUACCCAGGAGGAGCCCAGACUGCCGUAUAAGCCCUUACUAGAAUAGACAACAAACACAGGAAGUAACUGCACUCUUAAAAAGGAUGUGCCAUUUUAUUUAAAACGUUGCAUUGUUGAGAAAACCGAAAAAAGGUCAAUCCGCUAAACAAGAUUCAUGCAAGAUGUUGAUGCAGUGCAACUUUAUGUGGCAUGCCGCAUGCAUGUAUCCUGAGAAAUAUACAAAUAUAUAUUAUGGUUUACAAAUAAUGAUCGUUAGAAGAGUUAAAUUCAUCACUGCUAAAGAUCUUUCUUCAAAUGAAUAGGGUUACGGCAUGUCUACAAAUACUGGUAUACUGCAUUGACUCAUGGCCUGAUGACGCAGCGUUGGGGUCGUCCAGUUAAAAUGAACUGGCCCCCCACGGCAUCAUGUGGCCCUUCCUACAGUAUCUGUGCAUUAUCACAUUUUUCUAUGCAAUGAGACUCUAAAAGGCAGCCGGGGCUUCAGAUAUAGUCUGAUAGAGUUAUUACCCCUUUAAACACUGUAAACAUUAUUCUGAAUUUUUCCUUCUUAGAGGUCAUGUGUUAGCCGCUAGGUGGCGUUCUAGGUCAGGAUAAAUCAUAAAAUGGUAACGACCCAAGUCUGCCUUUAACUAAGUGUAAUUUGAGGAUGGUUGCAUGAUAAAGUCUGACAUUUUGGAGUAUUUCAUGGUUUAUGUCUUGGAUGAACAGUUUUCUAUUAAAAUUGAAAUAGGAAUAACACAUGUUCAAGUCAAAUACAGUUCUUGAUAAUGGUGCAUUGUGCGGUUUUAAUCAAAUACAGCAAAGGGAGCAGCUGGAAUGUGAGGCCAAAUCACAGAUGGAGGCUUUGCGACUUCCUCACAUAGUUUCAUAGUUACUAUUAUUUACUAUUUAACAUAGCCAACUAGAUGUGUCUAUAGACAAGAUAUUUUAAGACUAAUGAAACAACUGUUUAUUAGUUAUUUUUGUCUUGAUUUUUGAUUUCAAAGCUUUCCUGCAUCAGUAACCUUUGGAAGCCAAGACGCAAAACUCUUGUGUUAUAAAUCAGCCAAGAAACAAUACAAGUCAAAUAUCCCAUCGAUAAAUCAAACCCUUCAGUUAUCUGAGCCUUUUUGUCCAACGUUACUAUUUAUUAAGUCCAUAAAGUAAUUCUUCACCUCCAAAGAGCCAGACCUUUCCUUUGAAUGCAUUGUUACUUCCAUUUCCCAAACAUCAGUUACCUUGCACCGCAAAUAUGUCUUUCUGUGACACUUAUUUUCAUGCACAUCUCUUUAGCUCCCAUUGUAGGCUUAAUGUGAAAUGCACAGAUUUCCACUGCAUACCGCGGGUGUAAACCCCAAAGCAGACAGAUAAUCCAAGUGAAGGCUGAGUAAGUGACACGCGAUGGGAUGCAGUGGCAACGGAGAGGGAAAUGUGCACCAGCAGGAGCGAGUAUAAAUAGUUUGACAUGCUGUGAGGCUGCUGCCCCGGGGGCUGCGCCUCAUAAUAACUGUAAAUUCAGAUGUCCCAGGUUCCUCCUGAGCUGUUAGGCCAGUAAGGAUGCACUUGGUCCCUAUUGGGGAUAUCCUUAAAAUAAGAACAUCGUGGUGCGCAGAAGGUUUUUUCCUCCCCUUUGACAUUGAGUUAUGGGGCUCUGGGCUCUGGCCGGUGGUCUGAACAAUUUGUGGCGCAGCAACAUCACCGCGCACAGAAUGAAUGAUGCCCGGCAGUGUUUGUGUUGGGUCGUUAUCAAUGUGCCGACUAUAAAUAAUAAUUACCAAAAAAAAUAAAAGGCCCUAAGCUUGACCAGAGGA